This is a messenger RNA of Vollenhovia emeryi, 1248 nucleotides long. Its product is annotated as putative nuclease HARBI1. Bases 1 to 1224 code for a protein of 407 amino acids. The transcript is spliced from 2 exons. The record is from RefSeq and is a predicted model, not a curated record. Lineage: Eukaryota; Metazoa; Arthropoda; Insecta; Hymenoptera; Formicidae.
AUGGAUGUAAAAGAAAAGAUAGCGGUUAAUAUUAUAAUGGAAAAUAUACUAAACACCAGUGCAAGUACAGAGAAUUCUCUCUCAAGCACCAGUGAAAUAGAUUGGAUCAGUAGUUCUUCAGUUACAUCUUCAAGCAGUGAAGACAACGAUAAUUAUUCAUUGUUGUUUCCUCUAAUGAAGUAUUUAAUCAGUGGGCGUAAGAGACAUCGGGUCGAACAUUACCUCGAUAUUGUGGAUAGCUGGACGAACUUGGAAUUUAAGGAGCAUUUGCGAAUUGAGCGUACCACAGCAAUUCGAUUAAUAGAUGAAUUACAUGGAAGUAUAUUUAUUCCUUCGCAUUCAUUUGGAAUGAAACCAAUUGAAGCAAAAGUCAGUUUUCUUAUAUUUUUAUGGCACAUGGCAAAUACGGAACCUCUACGAACUAUAUCAGAUAGAUUUGAUGUUUCCAUUUCAUCUGUUUUUCGAGUAAUUCGUCGAGUAACAGCAUGGAUUUUGACAAAAUUAGAUGACGUUAUUAAAUGGCCUCAAGGAAGACAUAUUGCGUACGUUUGUCAUGAGUUUUAUACUAAGAGAGGUAUUCCAGACAUAAUAGGAGCUAUUGACUGCACUCACAUUAGAAUAGAAAAACCUAAUGUAGAAAAUGCUAGAGAUUAUUGUAAUCGAAAAAAAUACUUCUCUAUAAACUUACAAGCUGUCGUUGAUGCAAAUAUGAAAUUCACUAACAUUUAUUGUGGUCAGCCGGGUUCUCUCCAUGACGCACGAGUCCUAAGAAAAUCGGAAUUGUACAAAUCAGCUAAUGAACAUAGAGAAGCAGUUUUUUCAAACAGAAAAUUUAUACUCGGAGAUUCUGCGUAUCCAUCGUUACAGUGGCUUGUACCUCCAUUCCGUGAUAAUGGUCACCUUACUCCUCAACAGGCUGAAUUUAAUUUCAUACAUUCUUCAACUCGUAUGGUUGUAGAAAAAGCAUUUGGCUAUCUGAAAGGACGUUUUCGACGAAUUAAAUUCUUUUCAGAUUACCGUGAAAUGCCAUUUAUUACAAACACAGUUGUAGCUGCAUGUAUCUUACAUAAUUUAUGUUUAAAUUGUAAGGAUAAUAAUUUCAAUGAUGAUGUGGAAAUUGAGGAACUAAAUAAUGUAAAUGAUGACCCUAACGAAAAUAUAAAUUGCGAAUACCAGGUAGAUCGAAGGAUGGAAUUAUUCAGGGAAAUAUUUGACCAAGAAUAAACAAAGUAUACUGAUUUAUAAGUU